AUUCGACAGCUGGAUGCCAGUUUAUUUGCAAAAAAUCGCGAAACUAGUCAACAUAUCGGGAGAUCACUCAGGCGUGAAAUCGUUUCGAAAACGAGUAUUGCAGAAUUGCGAAGUACAAUAACAAAAAAGCACAUCAAAGGAUUUAAUUUAAAAAAACAAACAGUCAUACUAAUCUGAGGACUUACACUUGUGGAUAAUGGCCUUGGUACCUUCCAACAACACACUGAGCGAAUGGGAUUAUUGGGAUCAGCGUCGUCGUUUGUGGCGCGAUUGGGAUCUCAUCGAUUGGGAUGUACCCUAUUAUAGACGUCUAAAUCGUGUCGGUUCAGCCCCCGAUCUAAGUCGGGUGGUGGUGGGCAAGGAUGGUUUUGAGGCCAACAUCGAUGUGGGACCCUUUAAACCCUACGAGAUCACAGUCAAAACGGCCGGAGAUACAGUCAUAGUGGAGGCCAAACAUGAAAAACGCCGAGAUGGUGAUAGUUUUGUGGGUCGCCAUAUAGUCAAGCGGUUCAUAUUGCCACGGGGCUAUUAUCCCAAUGAUGUGAGAGCCGAACUUAGUUCCGAUGGCAUACUCAUAGUCAGAUGUCCACCAUGUUCGACGGCAGAGCGCAGUGUAUAUGUGCGACAAAUGGGUCUGCCCUAUUUGAGUUUAAAGCAUUAAGUCCAGUUAAAAAGCAACAACA
Musca domestica (house fly) is the source of this 683-nucleotide messenger RNA. RefSeq names its product heat shock protein 27. Gene Ontology annotation, molecular function: protein folding chaperone. Bases 197 to 661 code for a protein of 154 amino acids. The transcript has a single exon. NCBI's taxonomy places the organism in Eukaryota, Metazoa, Arthropoda, Insecta, Diptera, Muscidae. The record is from RefSeq and is a predicted model, not a curated record. Gene Ontology annotation, biological process: protein refolding; response to heat.